Messenger RNA from Erythranthe guttata (spotted monkey flower), 2063 nucleotides. RefSeq names its product V-type proton ATPase subunit B 2. NCBI's taxonomy places the organism in Eukaryota, Viridiplantae, Streptophyta, Magnoliopsida, Lamiales, Phrymaceae. The record is from RefSeq and is a predicted model, not a curated record. Gene Ontology annotation, molecular function: ATP binding; proton-transporting ATPase activity, rotational mechanism. Gene Ontology annotation, cellular component: proton-transporting V-type ATPase, V1 domain. Gene Ontology annotation, biological process: vacuolar acidification; ATP metabolic process; proton transmembrane transport.
GAAAACACAAAUAAUAGAAUUAUUUAUUUCGACCAUCAGAUCUCAGUUUCGUGUUUGCUCUGCCCAUCAUCCGUCUCAUCUUUUUCUCCAACUGCCCUCCGCCCUUUCUCGCGCUCUCGGAUUGGAAAACAAAUCAGCAAAAAAGGUUAAAUAUGGGUAAGGAAAACAACGUUGACAUGGAGGAGGGAACUCUGGAGAUUGGAAUGGAAUAUAGAACUGUCUCUGGAGUUGCUGGUCCUCUGGUUAUUCUUGACAAAGUCAAGGGACCCAAGUACCAGGAAAUUGUCAACAUUCGCUUAGGAGACGGAACAACCCGUCGUGGACAAGUUUUGGAGGUUGAUGGCGAGAAAGCUGUGGUUCAGGUUUUUGAAGGGACUUCUGGAAUUGACAACAAAUAUACUACUGUCCAGUUUACAGGGGAGGUUUUAAAGACGCCUGUCUCAUUGGACAUGCUUGGUCGUAUUUUUAAUGGUUCAGGGAAACCUAUUGACAAUGGGCCUCCUAUUCUUCCUGAGGCUUACUUGGAUAUAUCUGGGAGUUCAAUUAAUCCUAGUGAGAGAACCUAUCCUGAAGAAAUGAUACAGACAGGAAUUUCCACUAUUGAUGUCAUGAACUCGAUUGCCCGAGGACAGAAAAUUCCUCUGUUUUCUGCUGCUGGUCUUCCCCACAAUGAAAUAGCUGCUCAGAUAUGUCGUCAGGCUGGUUUGGUGAAACGGUUGGAGCAAACUGACAAUCUUCUUCAGGAUGGUGAAGAGGACAAUUUUGCUAUCGUCUUUGCAGCUAUGGGAGUCAACAUGGAGACAGCUCAGUUCUUCAAACGUGAUUUUGAGGAAAAUGGAUCUAUGGAGAGAGUGACCCUUUUCCUGAACUUGGCCAAUGAUCCAACAAUUGAACGUAUCAUUACUCCUCGUAUUGCUCUGACUACUGCAGAAUAUUUAGCAUAUGAAUGCGGGAAGCAUGUCCUUGUCAUAUUGACAGAUAUGAGUUCUUACGCUGAUGCUCUUCGUGAGGUGUCUGCUGCUCGGGAGGAAGUGCCUGGAAGACGUGGAUAUCCUGGUUACAUGUACACUGAUCUGGCAACCAUCUAUGAACGAGCUGGACGUAUUGAAGGGCGAAAGGGAUCUAUCACCCAAAUUCCUAUUUUAACCAUGCCUAAUGAUGAUAUUACACAUCCAACUCCAGAUUUGACUGGUUAUAUUACCGAAGGGCAGAUAUAUGUUGACAGACAACUUCAGAAUAGACAGAUAUACCCUCCAAUCAAUGUGCUGCCAUCCUUGUCUCGUCUAAUGAAGAGUGCCAUUGGUGAGGGCAUGACUCGUAGGGAUCACUCCGAUGUGUCUAACCAGCUAUAUGCCAACUAUGCCAUUGGGAAGGAUGUUCAGGCAAUGAAAGCUGUGGUUGGAGAAGAAGCUCUUUCCUCAGAAGAUCUGCUAUAUCUAGAGUUCCUGGAUAAAUUUGAGAGGAAAUUCGUUGCACAAGGGGCAUAUGACACCCGUAACAUCUUCCAGUCACUCGAUCUAGCAUGGACACUGCUCCGAAUCUUUCCAAGGGAACUUCUUCAUCGUAUUCCAGCAAAGACACUCGACCAAUUCUACAGCAGGGAUGCAUCUAAUUAAUGGGAAAGAGACAUGCUCUUGGAUCGGGUCUGUGUUUUUGUUUUUUUAAUUGCGCUUUGUGAUAUAUUGUUUGAUGUGUAUUUGGUUGGUUGGUUUAUCUCUAUCUGGUUAUAAAUUAAUAAGCCUUGAGAUAUUUGAUGAGCCCACGGAAGCCAAGGCUCUUCGGCAGGAAAAAGAAAACAUCCUUAUUCUUUCAGAAAAAAAAAGGAACCAGAUAGAUCAUGUGAUUCGUUUAAAUUAUUGCCUCGUUCUAGAUAAGUUGACCGUUUGGCUUCUUAAAUUUGAACAUUUUGUGGUUCGACGACAUUUUGUAGCCAUCGUCAUGCAUUUCCAUUGUUUUCUCAUGUUAAGAGGUUAAGCCAUUGUUUUGAUCGAACUUUAUGUUGCUGGACAACUUAUUUUUCUGUAUUAUUAUUAUUAAAUAAAUAAAUAAGAGUUGUUUCUGGC